Callorhinus ursinus (northern fur seal) is the source of this 3351-nucleotide messenger RNA. RefSeq names its product glutamate rich 1 (gene ERICH1). NCBI's taxonomy places the organism in Eukaryota, Metazoa, Chordata, Mammalia, Carnivora, Otariidae. The record is from RefSeq and is a predicted model, not a curated record.
AUGAGCUCUGUGGACAGAAUCCUAGCAUCACACCGCCUGCCAGAAGUCUCCAGCUCCAAACUCGGUCGCUCCCCAGAUUCAUGCCUGUUCCUUAUCCACGCUUCCAUCGGGACAGAAAUAUUUAUUCAUUAUGACAGCCUUUUUCCAGUUGAAGCAGAAUGCCAGCUAACCCAAACACUGUUUGUGGAAAAAGUGCUGAGGAGGCUUUUCCCUAGUGUUCCCUGUGGCCAAGAAAAGAGUGCACCCGUGACUCCAGCUUCUGACAAACCAGCCGGGAGAGAGACCGCUGAGGAGGUCCCCACUCUGACAGCUGAGGACACCAAGGCCCCACCUCGAAGGCGGUUCUACACGGCGAGUUUGCCUCCUGAGGGGUACGUCCCCGCUCUGCCAGAGCCGCAGGGCAGCCCGGCCUCCGAGGACACCUCCGGCAGCGAUGAUGCAGGAGGAGGGCGCCAGCUCUCAGAUGAGGAUCUUCAUGAUCAACCAAAGAGAAGAAGAGCAAGAAAGCAUAAAUCCAAGAAAAGUUUUAAAAAUCCCAAUAACGAUCAUGCAGAACAAGCAGAAUUAAAGAAACAGCAGAGUCUUUCACAAGAAAAACUGCAGCUACGGCCCACAGAUGGCUCCACAAUCAGUAAAAAUAAAAAGAGGAAACUGAAGAAGAAGCAGCAGAUGAAGAGGAAGAAAGCUGCCGGCUUACUGACCACAGCCUCUGGCCGCAACUUCAUGUACCAGCCCGAGGAGGGCGACAGCGAGCAAGAAGCCCUGAGAGAGAGUGAUGGGGAGGACACCGCGGACCACGGGGGGGACGCCGCGGACCAUGUGGAGGACGCCGCGGACCAGGGGGAGGACGGUGCAGACGCCAAUGAGGAAGACAUUAAAAGUACCAGUGAAAAGGCAGAUGAUAUCCUAAGCUUUCUGAAGUCAACACAAGAAAUUUAUUUUUAUGAUGGUGCCUCCAAGGAUGCAGACUCUGCUGUGUCUGUGGAAGCCAGUCAGGAGCUGUUCCAGCACCUCGAGGCUCACAGCAUGUCCCCCUCCGAUGUGCGCCUUGUGCAUCACAUGAAAACGCUGUUACUUGUGCGAGACACCGAGAGCCUGCAGCACGCCCUGGAGAGGCUCCCAGCAUGUUGCACCAUGCCGCCCGACCACGCCAGAGUGCUCUCAGCUUUCUUUAACUACUGGAUCACACACAUCCUUCCGGAGAAACACAGUGAAUAAAUAGGCGCAUCUGAGAAGAGCCAACAUUUAGCAAGAAAAUAUAAAAAGGCAAACAUGCGAUCGGCAGAGACGUGAUUUGUACAAAGAAGAUAGAAUUGCCUAAAGUUUCUUUGUAACCUGAAUCCCAGGAACUUUGAAAAUAUCUCUGCCGUGUUAUUUAUUUGUGUGUUGUACACAAUGAGCAACAUGCAGUCUGCAACUUUGAGAAACUGGGAUAAAAUGGAACAUUUUCAAUUAUCGGAAAUUGCUUAUGUCUCAGAUUACUACACCGUGAUCCUGUUUUUCUGAUUCUUGUAAAAAUUGAAAAUGGACAUUCUGUUAAAUUUAAUAAACUGUAUAGUUUGAAGUUGUUAUAUAUUUUUGUAAAGUAAUAUAACCUUGUAUUUGAAAGUCUCUGUUUUAAGAACACUUUAUGGACAUUAAAUGUUCUGGUUUAGGUCAUUUGAUUCUAGUUGAAUUUAUUAUUUUCUUCCUUGUUUCCUCUUCUCUGCUUUGAGAAUAUCAAGAACAUCAUUUUCCUGGUUUGAUAUUCUCUUUCUUCAUGGUGAUAGUCACCUGUUCUCAGGAUUACUGGGUUUUAGAAACACCUGUCAGCUGACUCACACUUUAGGAGGUCAUUGACUCUGUCCAUGAAAAUAUAUUUUUUUAUUGUGGUAAAAUAUGCAUAACAUAAAAUUCAUCAUUUUAGCCAUUUUUAAGUGUACGAUUCAGUGGCAUUAAGUUAUUCGCAGCGUCGGGCACCCAUACCACUCUUCAGGCUAAACAGCAUUCCGCUAUAUGGAUAAGCCACGUUUUGUUUGCCCGCCAUCUGUUGAUGAACAUCUGGGCUAUUGUGAAUAGUGCUGCCCUGGACACCGUGCACGGAAUCCUGCGUGGACACCUGUGUUCCUGCCUCUUGGGGGGUAGGAUUGCCAGGUCCGACAGUAACUCUGAGUGUGACUUCUCGAGGAAAUGCUGGUCUGCUGUCCAUGGGGGCCGCACCACCCUGCAUCCCACCAGCCCUGCACAGAGGAGCCACGGCCCCCACAUCCACCCUGAAGCUGUUAUCUUCUGUGGUAGGCAUCCUGAUGGCGGCAAAUGUCUCGUGUGCUUUCAGUUUACAUUUCCCUGGUGUUGAAUGCUUUUGAGCAUCUUUUCACCUGCUCGUGGGCCAUUCUCUUUUUCAGGGAAAUGCCUGUUGAAGUCAUUGUCCAUUAGGGAAUUGGAUUAUCUGGUUUUGUCAUUGGAUUAUAAGAGUUCUUUAUAUAUUCUGGAUAUUAAUCCCUUAUCAGAGAAGUGAUUUUACAGUGUUUUCUCCCAUUUUGUGGCCUGCCUGCCUUGUCUCUAUCUCACUACUGUUCUUUGAUGCACAAAUGGUUUACAUUUUGAUGGAGUCCAACUUAUUUAUGUUUUCCUUUGUUGCUGAUGCAUUUGGUGUCAUAUCCAGGAAAUAAUUGCCAAACCAGUAUCAUAAGAUUUUUCCCUAAUGUUUUCUCCCGAGAAUUUCAUAGUUCUUUAUAACUCUUACAUUUAGGUCUUUGAUCCACUUUGAGUUAAUUUUUAUAUACGGUAUAAGGUAAGAUUCUAAUUUCAUUGUCUGUGUGUGGAUAUUCAGUUAUCCCAGGAUCGUAUGUUGAAAAGACUGUCCUUUCCCCAUUGACUGAUCUUGGCACCCUUGUUGAGAAUCAUCUGACCGCAUAUGUGAGGAUUUAUUUCGGGGCUCUCUGUUCUAUUCCAUUCGUCUGUAUGUCUGUCCUUAUGCCAGGCCCACACUAUUUUCAUUACUGUAGCUUCAUAGAAGGUAUGAGAUCAGGAAGUGUAAAUCCUCCAGCUUUGUUCUUUUUCAAGAUUGUUUUGGCUAUUUGGGGCCCCUUGAGAUUCCAUGUGAAUUUUAGGCUAGAGUUUUCUAUCUCUGGAAAAAACACCUUUGAUAAUCAUAGGGAUUGCAUUGAACCUGGAGAUCACUUUGGGUGGUGUGGUCAUCUCAACACUAUUAUUAAGUCUUCCACUCCAUGAACAUGGGAUGUCUUUCCAUGUAUUUAUGACUCUUCCUAAAUUCCCUUUACCAGUGUUUUGUAGAAUUCAGUGUACUAGCCUUUCUCUCCAUCAUUAAGCUUAGUCCUAAGUAUUUUAUUCUUUCUGAUGUGAUUGUAA